Tarenaya hassleriana is the source of this 643-nucleotide messenger RNA. RefSeq names its product 60S ribosomal protein L35a-3. The transcript is spliced from 4 exons. Gene Ontology annotation, biological process: cytoplasmic translation; ribosomal large subunit biogenesis. Gene Ontology annotation, molecular function: structural constituent of ribosome. Lineage: Eukaryota; Viridiplantae; Streptophyta; Magnoliopsida; Brassicales; Cleomaceae. The coding region runs from base 54 to 392 and encodes 112 amino acids. The record is from RefSeq and is a predicted model, not a curated record. Gene Ontology annotation, cellular component: cytosolic large ribosomal subunit; ribosome.
UUGUUCUCCGCUUCUUCGGCGUAGGCAUUCUCCAGUCAGGCGAUACAACAACAAUGGUGAAGGGACGUCAAGGAGAGCGCGUCAGACUCUAUGUGAGGGGAACCGUCCUUGGAUACAAAAGGUCCAAGUCGAACCAGUACCCAAACACAUCUCUUGUCCAGAUUGAAGGAGUUAACACCCAAGAGGAGGUGUCGUGGUAUCAGGGAAAGCGGAUGGCUUACAUCUACAAGGCUAAGACAAAGAAGAACGGAAGCCAUUACCGAUGCAUCUGGGGAAAAGUCACGAGGCCUCACGGUAACAGCGGUGUGGUUCGGGCCAAAUUUAAGUCGAACUUGCCACCAAAGUCAAUGGGAGCUCGGGUCAGAGUCUUCAUGUAUCCGAGUAACAUAUGAACAGGGUAGGCUUCAAAACGCAUUCUAGUUCUCUGCAGGAGGUUUAGGUACAUCUGUGCUGUAUCCUCCCAUGUGAAGGACUUGUUUUGUUUGAAGCGUUCAUCUGUUAUAAACUGAGACAUAGAUUGGUGUUUAAUCACUACUAUAGUUUGUUUUUGUUUUUUUAGUGUAUUAGAUUCGGUUUUUCAUAUUGACUUCUUUAUUUAAAUGUUUUGGCGUUUCAUUAAAAUGAAUGUUGAUGGAUGAUGAAA